UUGGUCUUUCUAAAAAGAAUAGUUUUUUUAACAGUUAAUUAUUUUUUGAGAGAAAUUUUCUUUCAAAAAUUAAAAAUUAUGGAUCAAAAUAAAGAAGGACAAGUUCAACAACAAGGAGGAGGACAACAACAACAAGAAUUGUCAGAGAAUGUAACAGCAGCUUCACAACAACAAGGGCAACAUGCCAGUAAAGAAGAUGAACAACAGACAAUCAAGAAAAGUUGUGUUAAAGAUGAAAAUGGGUUUACCUACUAUAAAUGUCGUUUUUGUGGAUUAACUUUUAACUUUAUGACGACUUUAAAGGCACACGAAAGGGUACAUGAUAUUAUCCAGCCGUAUACUUGCAAUAAAUGUGGAGAAGCAUUUCAUUAUAUGUGUGAAUUGGAAUAUCAUGCAAAAACUCAUCUAACUCAGAAGGGAUACAAAUGUGAAUGUGGACGAACGUUUUUUCAAUACACCGAUCUUCUUAAUCAUCGUCACCCUGGAGAGGACCCACCAGAACCAGCAGUUCCCCCAAUACCUUCACUUGUCGAAACAUUACCUCAAUUAAUUUCAGCAGCAACUUUAAAAGCAGAAAGGGAAAUGGAAUUGCCGACACCGGAAUUUAAAGAAAAGGGGUUUGAACCAAAGUAUCAAAAUCGUGUAUGGACUGAUAUUCGUUCAAAGCCGUAUAUUUGUCAAUACUGCUCUAAGAGUUAUUCAGACAGUCGGCAAUUAGCCUACCAUAUGUAUAGCCAUCGUGGAGAAAGAGCAUUUAAUCCGAGGGCUAGUCGUUAUUUGAUGUGCAGAAAUGAGAAUUCCUACAUAUCUUCUGGAAUUGAUCUUAAAGAUGCUUAAGUGGAGUGAUAGUUGUUAUGUGUUUUUAAAAAAGAGAGAAAGAAAAAAAAGAAACAGUGAAAAACAUUGUUUUUAUUUAGAAAAUAAAAACUUGGUCAAGUUUUAUUUUUGUUUCAAGUUUGCAAUUCAAGUUUUAGGUUGAUUUUUAAGUUUGUGCUUCAAGUUUUAAGUUGAUUUUUUAAAGUUUAUUUUUCAAGUUUUAUUUUUUCUAGUUUGUUCUUAAGUUUUUAUUUUUAAGUUUUCGAUUUUGCUGUAUUCAAGUUUAUUCUUAAGUUUCAAGUUUGUGCUUCAAGUUUUGUAUUUCCUUCAAGUUUAUUUUUCGAUGCUUCAAGUUUUUAGUACUAACAAUAAGAA
This is a messenger RNA of Meloidogyne enterolobii, 1191 nucleotides long. The record is from the annotation of a GenBank genome assembly. Lineage: Eukaryota; Metazoa; Nematoda; Chromadorea; Rhabditida; Meloidogynidae.